This is a messenger RNA of Phaedon cochleariae (mustard beetle), 4119 nucleotides long. The record is from the annotation of a GenBank genome assembly. NCBI's taxonomy places the organism in Eukaryota, Metazoa, Arthropoda, Insecta, Coleoptera, Chrysomelidae.
AAUUAAAUUAGUAUACGUGGAUAGCGGAAACGCGUAUAAUCAAAUUGAUUCAUCUGAUUGAUUGUCAAAUAUAAUAUUGUGUUAAAAUGUCCGAAGGUGAUAAAAAAAUAUCCGAUCUGAGGGUGAUCGAUUUGAAAGCAGAGUUAGAAAAAAGGGGUUUGGAUAAGAAUGGCGUGAAACAAGUUUUGAUGGAUAGGCUAUCGAAGGCGCUCGUCGACGAAGGUCUGAAUCCAGAAACACAUGUUUUCGAUGUCUCCGAUAAGCGAAGGUCAUCAGUGCAAGGUUCUGAGGAAGACAAAACUGACAAGACUGAAGAAGUGCCAGACGAAAAGAAAGUAGAGACCGAAAAGAAAGACCAGACCGAAAAGAAAGACCAGACUGAAAAGAAAGACCAGACCGAAAAGAAUAACCAGCCUGAAAAGAAUAACCAGCCUGAAAAGAAAGACCAGCCUGCAAAGAAAGACCAGCCUGAAAAGAAAGACCAGCCUGAAAAGAAACAACCAGACAAGGAACAGACAAAGAAAGCGGACGCCAACAAAAAAGAAACCCAGAAGACCGCCAUAACAAAAACAGGGUCAGGGCCAGAAAGUGCCGCGAAAAAAGAAGAAGAAAACGACGGGCACGAAUCCCCGAUACGCCUGACCUUGGAGGAUGACGAAGCACUGAAUGAAGUUGAGGAAACACCAGAGAAGGCCAAGGAUGAAGGAAAGCCUGAAGAUAAGAAGAGUGUGUCGAGUGAAGCUGCAAUGGAGCCAGAAACCGACAAUUCCAAACCCGAACAGACGGACAAAUCUGCGGAAUCCAAAGGAGAAAGUCAGGAGCAGCGGAAAAGUACUGGAGAAAAUGCUAGCGCCAAAUCGGCCGACAACAAGCUGCAGAAGCGCGUCGGCGCGAAGUCGAACCCGAACGUCGUGUGGGUGAGCAACGUGGCGCAGAAUACGCGCGCCAGCGAACUGAAGGCUGCGCUGUCCGCCUGCGGCAAAGUGACCGGCGCCAAGGUGGUCGUGAACGCUCGGUUCCCUGGCUCGUGCUGCUUCGGCUACGUCACGAUGGGCUCGGUCGAAGACGUGGAGAAUGUGAUCGCUAAGCUGCACGGCACCGAGCUGAACGGACAGAUCAUCAAGGUCGAUAAGUUCGAUAACGUCAGAGAAGAGCAAAUGAAGCAGAUGAAAGCGGCAGCUGCUGGAAACAGAGGUCCCCAGCGCGACAACAAAGACAGCAACAAGAGCCCCAGGAAGAAGCCGCGCUCGCUGUCCCCGAAGAAAGACGACGCGAAAGAGGAAAAGAAAGACGACAAGAAAGAUGACAAGAAAGACGACAGCGCGACAGCCAAGAAGGAAGAUAAACCCGACGAGGAGGCCGCUAGCAAAACGGAAGAGAAGAACGAGUCGACGGAGGAGGCGAAAGAGAGCAAAGGGAGCAACGAAAAAGAGGAUGAGCCGAACAAAGACGACGACAAGAAGGACGACGACGGAGAUCAGAAAGAGGUGGAUAGGACGAGGGGGCGCAGCAGAAACGAGUCGAGGUCCAGCAGAACAGAGAGCGAAAGAAAAGAAUCUAGAGACGGGCCCAGAAGAAGUUCCAAGUCGAGAGAAAGGGAUAGGCGUAGGAUUCGUUCCACUUCGGGAACCCGCCCAGAUAGGGAUGUUCUCACUUUCGACAAAAUCAGGGAGGAGCGCGAGAGGCAGCGGCUGCGCGAGAAGGAGCGGCUGCUGCGCGAGGAGAUGCGCCGCCGGCAAGAGGAGGCGGCGCGGCAGCGCGACGUCGAGCGGCGGCAGCGUCUCGAGGCGCACCGGCUCGAGCGCGAGAAGGAGAAGCUGCGCAUGGAGCGGGAGAAGAUCGAAAGAGAGAAGGCUGAGCUGGUGAGGAUGGAGCGCGAGCGGCAGCGCCUCGAGCGCGAGAAGAUCGCCCUCGAGAAGAUGGAGCUCGAGCGCACGCUGAUCCGGCUGAGCGAGGAACGGCGCGCGGCGAAGCGGCCGGCGCCCUACCGCCGCGACGACGGCUUCGAUGAGCGCAAGCGCAGCGCGACCGACCGGCACUACAACGAGCCGCCGCCGCCGCCAAGUCUGAAGCCGCGAGCCCCUAGCCCGAAGAAGUUCGGCGGCAGCAGCCUUUCCAAGGAGCCGUACGGCAAGUCACGUCCGCCGUACGACCCGAAGCGUGAUUCCGCCUACCUCGACAAGCGAUCGGGCGCUGGUGGGACGCGCGGUGACUUCCCCCCUUCCCUCUCGCGGCCGUCGGCGAAGUACGACUCGCGGCCGCCGUCGUACGACAACGGCCGCGCGGACAGAGGCGGCGAGUCGCGCGGCCGCCCCGAGAUGGGGUCGUCGCGGGCGAAGGAGGGCCGAUACGAAGAGCGGGAGCGGGGUGGGCGAGACCGCAGCCCGCAUUUCCGGGCGAGCGACAGGCGGCCGAUGGGGGAGAGCAAGCCGGAGUUGUCGUUGUCGUCGAGAGAUUCUGGCCCUCGUAGCUUCGACCGCAACACGAGCACCUCUUGGAGCAGCCAGCUGCAGAAGCCGUUCAGCUCUAGCAGCGCUCCGAAGCUUUGGGGCAAGGAGCCAUGGAGGCCGGACUCUCUCACCGACAGGAAUCUGAAGCCAAGUGUCGCCUCUAGAGUAAACAGCAUCGGGGUGUCAAAGUGGCCGGGCCCGCAAGGAACGACGAGACCCUUCUCUGGGAACUCCAGCAUGGGACCCAUUUGUCCCCCACCGCCGGGCAUCAACAGCUAUCCCGAUUCUAGAUUCAGCUCCAAUUUGAGGAAGUACUAAACUUUCUGCGUAAACUAUUUUUACGUUUUAGCUAUGCGCGUGCGCAGGUGUUACGUUGGUGGUGAUAUUGUUGGACAUAUCGCUGACUGGACAAUCUUUGACUUCAACUCUAUCUAGUGAGACACGGGUGUACAUUUGUGUACAGGUUGAAAAUAUUUUUUUUGGAAAGCUGCAAGUUACAAGUUGAAAAUUAGUAUGAGUGGUCUUAUAUUAAGAAAGUUUUUGUUAAUGUUUUAGUUUCAAGGUACUAGUAUUUUUGUGAUGAGUAUAGGAACCACAAAGAAUCCAAAAUUAUUUUUCUUGAUUUUUAGCGAAUUUGUUUUAGUUGAAGUUACAUGCCAAAGCUAAAAUUUUACAGGAGGGGAGGAAAUAAUACCGCUAUCACUCAACAUGUGUGAAAAAAUAACAAACAGCUUCAAACAUGAGAAAAAAAAAUAUUUUGAAUCCAGUUAGCGUUUGUCCAUCUAUCAAUAUACCAAUCCUGUAUAAACGUUAGAUUUUUUUCGCGAUAAAAAGUAUCUCUGAAUACAAUAUUCGCACCUCUAUAGUUGGUAAUAACGAAAUCGAUUCGGGAUUAUACGAGGCGUGCCAACGAAAUCUGCCAAAUCUUUUGAAAAAAUGAGUUCAACGGGGCCAUGUUUUGUUGGAACACCUUGUACUGGAUGUAAGUUGAAUGUCAAUAAACAGAGAAAUGAUCACAUUCGUAUACAUCAGCAUUAUCGUAUAGGUUUGAUUUGAAUUGCCGUUGAUUCAUCAGAAUCAGAACUAAACAAAUAUACAGUGUGUGUCGUUGAUAAUCGCAACCCCAUUUUUAGGCAUAUUGUCGUCACAUCCCCUUUCCUCCACGUUUUAUUCAGCUAUUUUUUUUUGACAUUCGAAUCAUUCCAUAUGAGUAUGAAUUCAUUAGGUCACAAACAUCGCUAAAACGUGACACAUGCGUGGAAACCUCGAAAGCCGCCGAAAAGACGUUGAAAUAUCGUCACGAAAGCGUCACGUGUGCGUCAACACAUUUUCCACGUUUUUUUGACGCUUUGAUUCAUGCCUGACGUUUUAUUUACGGUUUUUCAGUGCUUUCUGUUUCGACGCAUGCGUGACGCUUGGUGACGUAUUAGUGCACCUAUGACAGCCCAAUCGACCCGUAUUUCACCCAUACGAAUUAUGCGAGCUCGCAAACGUCAUAAGCAUAACAGAAAAAAAGAACCGUUACGGAAGCGUCACGUAUGCGUCAAAACGUCGAAAAGACUAGACUGUCACGACAACGUCACGCUUGCAGCACACAAUUUUCACAUUUUCUCGACGUUUUGACGCAUAUGCCUGUCGCUUUCGUUACGUUUUCUCCCAUUUUUUCGGC